Molecule: messenger RNA, 1002 nt
Organism: Dovyalis caffra
Lineage: Eukaryota; Viridiplantae; Streptophyta; Magnoliopsida; Malpighiales; Salicaceae
Source: the annotation of a GenBank genome assembly
AUGCCAGCGUGUGAUGCUGUAGAUAGGAAACUUCCUUAUGGUUCCUUUGACAACUUGAUUAAUUGUUUAAUCAAGAUGGGGAAAAAAUGUGGUGAGAGUGCUUUGUACCAGCUUCAUCUUGUUAAAGCCGAAACUGCUCGAGCAUUCAUUCCAAAAGAAUUCAGAUUAGUUGAAGCAUUUGGAUACACUCUUGGAGGUUUUUUCCUUGCUAGCUACGAAGACAGUCCAGCUGGGGUUUUUGAUGAGCUUGUGGUGAUUGCAGGAAUAGUGUGGAACCCCCCAACAUCUUGUGCAUGGGCAGCCAGGGUGCUUGUCAACAGUGGUGAUGCUUGUGAUCAUGGACGAAAGGAAGUAGGGCUUCCCAGUCAAGUUGCCAAGUUUUCCAAGAAAACCACAGCACUUCCAAGGCAAACAAAGAGCAAAUUUAAUGGCUUUCUAGACAUGAUUGGUUUGGGCACUGCACGUUUUAGCACAAAGGACUGCAUGGAUGUUCUAGUAACUGAAAUUAACGGUCCUUCUGCAACUGAUAUCUGCAACAUCAACCUUACAACUGUUGUUCCUGGGGUGAAAUUCAACAAAUGGAAGGGGCCAGCAAUCAAAAUGUCACUACCAAGUUUUAGUGGACGUACAGAGUAUAACCACAACCUUUUGAAAUAUUCUUGCAACAUUGAAUGCAGAGUGCGAGCAGUGCCAGCAGCAAAAGUAUCAGGGCCAUCUUCACCACCAAAGCACGACACUGAAGAGUCAUCGAGCGAGCAUGGUUUGAAAACUCUGGACCGUAAGAAUAAAGAACUCCUAGAUGAGAGACAAAACUUGAGCUUAUCUGUGAUGUUAUCAAAACCAAUACUAGCUUUGGAGUUCAGUUGUUUGAAAAUGCAGGUUGAAGCACCAGUUGUAGUUUCCAAAAGCAAGUUUGCAGCUACAGAUGGACAAUGCAAUGCUAAUGAGGAUGCUUUUGCAAUAUUCCUUCCCCAAGAAUAUAACCUUCGUAACCUUUCCUAG